Amyelois transitella is the source of this 6583-nucleotide messenger RNA. RefSeq names its product tyrosine-protein phosphatase non-receptor type 23 (gene mop). Gene Ontology annotation, biological process: protein transport to vacuole involved in ubiquitin-dependent protein catabolic process via the multivesicular body sorting pathway; endocytic recycling; protein dephosphorylation. Gene Ontology annotation, cellular component: endosome. Gene Ontology annotation, molecular function: protein binding; protein tyrosine phosphatase activity. The transcript has 22 exons. The coding region runs from base 126 to 5597 and encodes 1823 amino acids. Lineage: Eukaryota; Metazoa; Arthropoda; Insecta; Lepidoptera; Pyralidae. The record is from RefSeq and is a predicted model, not a curated record.
CAGCUUCGCUUGACACUAUUUGAUUGACAUUCAAGAAAUAAACCAAUUUGUGAUGAAAUUUAUUCAUUGUAAUAUAAUAUUUGGGAUUUCGGUGAAGUUUUGGCUAUAAUUUAAGUCUCAACAACAUGGAAGCUGUCCCUAAAUUACCGAUGCUCAGCUUCGAGCUGAAGUCGAGUCCAGAAAGUACACAUUUCGGGCCUAAACUUAAACAGUAUAUAUCUGAAGUUUAUCGAGAGGAUCCAGAUAGUUACAGCAAUGAGAUGCAUCAACUCGAGGGCCUGCGGUCGGCCGCCGUGAGGCCGAUUAGUGACAUAACGGGCCUUAGCGUAAUGAACAGAUACUUUUGUCAGCUACGUGCUAUGCAAAGCCGUUUCCCAAUGGCGAAAGGACAACCCGCUGCUUGCACUUUUGUCUGGAAAGACCUCUAUGCCAACAUGAACUGUUCACUAGCAGACUUGCGUUUCGAAAUGGCUUGUAUACUUCACAACAUUGGGGCUCUUUUGACUCAACUGGCUGCUUCAGAGCCUCGUACAACAGCAGACAGUCUUAAGGCUGCGUGUACUAGAUACCAGAAUGCUGCCUGGGCAUUUCAGUAUGUUAGAGAGCAGUACCCUCAGCCAACAGGUGUGGAUCUGUCAUCAGAGAUCCUGAGGUUGUUUCAGGAAAUAUGCUUUGCCCAAGCCCAAGAGUGCAUUCUUGAUAAGAGCAUCCAGGAUACCAAGAAACCCAGUGUAGUUGGGGCUGUGGCCACCCAGGUCCUUAUAUUCUACCGAAACUCCAUGGGUCUACUCGGACCAUCUGCUGGAGCUGACACGGUACAUGAGAUUGUUGGCACCAAACUCUACAACUAUUGGUAUCGGUACCUUCAGUUCAAAUGUGCUUACAUCGGCUCUAUUGUUUGCCUAUAUCAAGGUAUGCAUGCUGAAGAACAACAGAAGAUGGGCGAGCGGGUAGCUUUCUAUCAACAAGCGGUUGAAAAACUGGCCGAAGCCAGGAAGCUUGCCAAGUACAUAGAGCCAGUUCAAAUAACCCAGGAGGCUAUGACCUUCACCAACGACGUGGUUGAAGGUAAACGGAAGGCAGCGAAGAAUGAGAACGAGUUUAUUUACCACGAAGAAGUGCCGGAUAAGGAUCUGCUGACGGAAUUGAAACCAGUGUGCUUGGUUAAAUCUUUGCCGAUUAAUUACAACGAUCCAGAUAUCUCUGGUCCCGACAUAUUUUCGCGUCUGGUUCCUAUGGGGGCUCACGAGGCGUCGUCAUUGUACUCCGAAGAGAAGGCAAAACUCCUGAGGCAGGUGAUGUCGCAGGUGGACGCCAAGAAUACGGAGCUGAUGGAGUUCAUGUCGUCAUUACAGUUGGAUCAGCUUGAAGUCAUACAGAAUGAGCAGAAGAUUCCGCAAGAGAUAGUUGACAGAUGUGCUGCAAUGAACGCCAAGCAGGAAGUCAUACAAACGUUGGUGGACUCCAUGAACAGUCUCGCUGAGACCAUCAGUGAUGUGGAGCAUAUGCUGACGGAGAUCAAGACAUUGAUACAGGAGGACACCCGCAAAGAGAAGGAGUUCCAACAGGUGAUGGGUCCCCGCCCUCCGUCGCUGGUGCAGACGGAGUACACUCGGGAGUACCACAAGUACCAGGAGGCACAUUCCAGAACCACCGAGAGCAAUCAGGUUCUGCAUAAAGCUAUGACCCUACACAUCGCCAACCUGCGACUGUUGGCCCAGCCUCUAGACGUGCUGCAAGCCAAGAUUCCCAGCGUUGAGAACAUUGAAGGCCUAGACCGGGAGACUAUGAUGGAAAUGCGCCGAGUCGUCGGCAAAGCCAAGGAGAUGCAAACCCAGAGGGAUUCGUUAGUGCAGCAAUUUAGAGAAGCCGUCACAUCAGAUGAUAUCACAGCUCAAUUAUUAGCAAGAAGCUCUGAGGAUGCCAAUGAAAUAUUCAAACAGGAGAUUGAAAAACAUACGCCUAAGGUGAAAAUAAUUGAACAAAACCUAGCGGCUCAAGAGAAUAUAAUAAACAGGCUGACGUCACUGUACGCCAGUUACGGCGAAUCUAGACGGCUGCUCACCGAAGUGUUGAGGAAAAGAGAAGGACUUAUCAACGCUCUGAUCACUUCUUACGACACAUACGAAGAGCUUUUGGGCAAGUCACAAAAAGGGCAGGAGUUCUACAAGAAGCUGUCUCACAAUAUGAGCACCACAUUGAAUAGACUCCGAGGUAUAUGUCAAGUGCAGGACGAAGAGAGGACGGUGCUGUUGGCCAAACAGUCCGCUAAAACUCCUCCGACUUCAGCCGCCACCACACCGGCCCUGCCCACCGCCCGGACUUCGGAAGCGACCACCGCGCCAUCUUCUGGAUCCCGGAAGCUAAAAGAUUACCUUCCGUACAUGAAGAAUAGAUCGCUUGCCGCACGAAUACCUCCUGCUGCCCAAAUUGAAGCGGUACAACCGGAUUCAUAUUACCCAGAGUCCAUCUACCCCACUUCGGUCAGACCAGCGCCACUUGGAUCCGAAGCUACAGAUUUGUCACAAAUGCCCGAUGGCGUGGUCCCAGGAGCGCAAAACCCAAAUCCCUACAUGAGAUACAAUUCGCCAUACGCGCCAAGCGAAACUGACUCUUACGUCCCCACCAGCAGUUACGGAUACCCGAAAAAUUCCUAUGAAAAGCCCGAGGAACAACAAUACAACUACAGCACAUCAUACACCCCACCACAAUUUUCUACGCAAAUGGCAGACCCGCAAAUUUAUUCGAACCCCUACUAUUCGGCAACUCAAAACAAUACAACCGCUGUGACAGAUUCCCAGAAUACUUCCUACCCUAACGUCAGUCAAGCCAAUAUGGCGCCUACGACUUCGCAAUACGGCACUUACACCGAUCACUAUAACCCUGCUAAUCAUAUGAGCACUAUCCCUGAAGCGCCUUCUGUGUCACAGCAAUACCCCUCACAUAAUCAGGAUUUUAAUACGAACUUCGCUCAAAUGCACGUCUCUGGCCCCAAACAAGAGCCAGGCUACGGCGCAGAUUAUUCCCAAACUUACUACAGCGUUCAAUACCCACAAAACUCCACACACAAUAUGGCCACUUACAGCCAUGCGCCGCAAAAUUCAAACACUAAUAUGACCCAUUCUCAAAUUCCUACUGAUUACAACUCUUUAAAUUAUCCAUACAGCAGUGAUCAGCAAUACCAAGCGAACCCUGGAGCUUCAACAGCGUAUAGCAGUACUGAUUAUGCUAACUACAUGUCCCAAGCUUACCCUGUUUACACAAAUUCGGAGAGUAUAGUUACGUCUACUACCAGUGUUAUGCAUAACCCGACCAGCCAUUCCGGCAUUCCUUCUAAUUCAGCUUCCAUCCCAGCUGGUACGGCCACCAGCUUUAACAUGACCAAUCCUUCAGGUGUUCCCAAUACAACUACUCCAACUUUACCUCAAAAUAUGACAAAUCCAAUCAGUAUCCCUAACAAUCCAGAGAGUGUGGCCAAUCCAGCCGCUAUUGUACGUCCGUACAACGUUCCCGGUCAAGAUCCCAGCUACAUUGACCCAAAUGUAUUGUCUCAAUUAGACGCUUUCGAUAAGCCAAUAAAAUCUCACGUGAGAGGUGAAGCUCUUUCCGCAACUACAUUCAAUUCAAAUUUUCCAUCUUAUCCCACUCCGCAAACAACUUAUACUCCGUCUGAGCAAAGUUCGCAACCGACGCCGUCUUACCCCACUCCCCCAAUGAAUUAUAAUCCGGCCGAACAAAGUACGCCAACGACUUCUUACCAGUACACUGAUCAGACGACAAACUAUGUCCAAACCUUCCAAAAUCAUCCGGGUUAUAACUUCAACGCAGCGACUGGAGCUUACGAAUACAGCUAUGGAUCUCAAAAUUCGUACAGCGGUUACUCGAACCCAGAUCAAGUGAAUAUCAAUCCUCAAUCUGUGGAAGGGGCAAAUUGGUCUGCUCAGGGUGUUUAUACAAGUGCUGGUGGUUGCGACACUGUACAGUCACCUUCAGAAGCUCCUCAAGGAGCGUCACAAAUUGAACAAAAUAAUCAGACGUAUUAUAAUGCGCCAUAUGGAUAUCAAACUACAACAAUGCCUUCAAAUGAAGUGGUGACUCAAGUCGAGCCAGUAUCGACUAAUUAUGGUGCCGACGUAAAUCAAUCGACUUAUAUGCAGUCAGGGCAGGCUCAGGAUACGAGUGUGACAUUUAGUAACAACCAAGUGACAACUCCCAAAGAAGAGAUGGCACCGCCGAAUUUUGAACCAAACCCACCAGCGUCUGAAAUAGUACCAGAAACGCCGAAAGUUGAGGAGAAAGUAGUAAAUGAAUCAGUUUUUGAUCUUCUAUCUGAUAUUGAUUUCACAGUUGAGCAUAAACCUUUACAGCCGGAGAUCAAAGUGCCACAGAUUUCCGAAAGCGCUUUAAAGAAACAUGUUUUUACGCCUAAACCUGAAAUAGUAAAACCAGUGGUGAAAGAGGAAGUUAUUGAAAGGCCACCUAAAAGGGAUAUAUUCGCAGACCCUGGGCUGUUGAAUAAGUUCACACAAGAGGUGAAGAAUUUGCAAAUGUUGGUCGAUUCGUUGACCAAUGUGACUCAGGGGGGGAUGACGGUGUUAGACGCAAAGUGGAAGAAGUUCCAAGAAGUACAGACCAAAGAAAAUAUGACGAGAUCAAAGACUAUGGCGAUGCGGCACUGUAAUGGCAACAUCGUGACGGAAGUAGUGCCUUAUGACGACUCCAGACUGACACUCAAGUCUGAUCCUGACGCGUAUAUCAACGCUUCGUAUUAUAAGCAAUUGACCUCAUGGUGCAUUCCUUUAGUGAUAUCGAAAACGCCUUCCGAAGAAGAAUGUGGAAUAUUCUGGAAGGCAGUGUUAGAGUACAAGAUCGCCUGUAUUGUUUGCUUACUUAGCGAAAUUGAGAUGCAGGGGAAAUUCUACUGGCCGACAGCUAAAGGUCAAUCAUUGGAGUAUCCUGGCCUAAAGGUCACCUUGGACGACGUGACCUGCACCGUACACUGGACUGAAAGAAAACUCCGUUUGACCAGCGGAAGUUCUGUGUUGGCUGUCACCCAUUUUCAGAUCAACGUGUUCCCAGCCAAGAUCGUCUGUUCCCCUCUUGUUCUCCUAGUAGACAAGGUGCUAUCGCUCACCAGCAGUGAGUUAUCUUGCUCGUGGCUGCAGUGUGCGGCGGGCGCGGGACGCAGCGCGUUGUUGGCGGCGCUACUGGCGGUAGUGGCGCAGAUACGCUCCGGGGGCACCUGUCUCAUUGAUAUUCUAGACGAGGCUCUCAUAAACCUCUGCAAGCACAGAAGCAAUGUGUUAGAAGACACCAAAUUCGUGGCGGACGCGUACCGGACUGCUCUGUUCUUCGUGCAGGGCGUACUUUGCUCUGGUACAACCAUGUUCAACGGCGAGGCUGUAUCGUUCCCGUCCGGGGCCGGCGUCCUCCCCCCGGUCCCCCCCGCCCCCGCAGCGGCGCCAUCUUCCGGACAACGCAACAAAUUCUCCCGGGAAUCCUUCGAGGAGAUGAAGCAGUCCCCGGGACUGAAGAGCGGCGAUAUGAAAGACCCCCUCAACUUUUUGGACCCCCUGUGGAGUUUAAAGAAGAAAUGAGAGAACUAAAAUGUUUGUAAUGUUUAUAGGAAAAUCCAUCAAAAAUAAAUAGAUUUAUGUUUUAAAAUAAAGAUCUCGUGUCUGUUUGUUUCCUUGCAAGAUUUUAACUCUUAGACAACAAAUUUUUUAAUUCCAGUAAUUAUAAUUAAAUUUUUCUUAUAGACGUCUUAAAUGCAAGGUAGGCAAAACGAAUUGUCUUGAAAAGAUUCGAAGGCUGGAUUUCUAUGAACGUCAUAGAAAUCCAUUCGAAAAUCUAAGGGUUUAUACCGAUUAAUUGCCAUUUUAACCCCCGACGAAAAAAGAGGGGUGUUAUAAGUUUAUAUUUGAUUGGUUUUCCUUUUUGUAUGCAAUAUAAAGUAUUUACAGUGUGUCAUUCUUAAAUUGCAUUUAAAAGUAUAUUUUAAUUAAUUUGUUAUUAACAUGAUUUAUGAAUUUGGUUAGCUCUUAUAUAAAUUUAAUUGGAUGAAAGUGGGGGGAUAUAAGGCUACAUCUAUUCGAUUAUCGGAUAUAUAAAUAUUGUCACGUUUUAUCAGGGAUUGACAGAGUCUCGGACUGUGAAACAUUAAAUAAUUUGUAAGUAUUAAUAUAUCUUAAACUUUUAUAUCAAUUGUUCUAUCCUAUUGUAUGGGAGGGGGAUGAGGCUGGAUGUGUUAAAAUCGAUUUGAUAUAACAUAAUAUUUGGUAACAGUGACUGACGGAAAAAUUGUGGUAGCUUUGUGAACAUUUAUAUAAUUUAUAUAUAUAUAUUUAAACUACAAUAUUAAUUAAUUAUAUUAGUUACAUUCCGAUAUAUGAAAUACUACUUGUAUGCAAAAUAAAAUUUUUAGGUGUUGCAGUAAAAUGUUUAUUUAGAAUUAAAUCAUACUCUAGAUUGUAUAGUAGUAUAAAAAAUAUAAAUUAAAGCUAAAGUAUUAACCGUUUGGAUGAAUAUUGAAAUUUUAGUUCAACGGUAGUUGAUAUUUACAGUGUACUCAAUAAAGUGAUUG